UGUUUUGUGUUUCAGUGAACAGGGUUUGAUAUAUAAGAAGAAAGCAAAAAAAAAAAAAGUUUCUUGAUCAUGAGGUUCAGUGCGGGUUUGGUGAAGGGGUUCCGUGACCCGUCGCGGAUCUGCGCCCUGGCCCACCAUCACCCCAAGGCGUGUCCUCGUGGUCCCUUAUUUUGGGGCACUCAUCGCCUGGCUUACUCCACCAAGGGGUUCCGUGACCCGUCGCGGAUCUGCGCCCUGGCCCACCAUCACCCCAAGGCGUGUCCUCGUGGUCCCUUAUUUUGGGGCACUCAUCGCCUGGCUUACUCCACCAAGACACGUCAACUGGAUGUUGCUGGGAAAGUGCUGGCAAUCAGAAGGGAAGACCAGAGUGUGUGGGAAAGAAGAGCACCUUUGGCACCUGAACACGUCCGAAAAUUGGUUAAAAAUGGUGUCAAAGUUCUGGUGCAACCAUCCAACAGAAGGGCUUAUCCGAUGCAGGCGUAUGCUAAUGCAGGAGCCCGGAUUCAGGAAGACAUUACGGAAGCUUCUGUCAUCAUUGGAGUCAAGCAAGUACCCAUCGAUGCCCUGAUUCCCAACAAAACCUAUUGCUUUUUCUCGCAUACCAUCAAAGCGCAGGAAGCGAACAUGCCCUUGUUGGACGCACUGCUGGAAAAGAACAUUAGGUUGAUCGACUACGAAAGGAUGGUGAAUGAUGAAGGUCAAAGAGUUGUUGCGUUUGGGAUUUAUGCCGGUGUAGCAGGGAUGAUCAACAUUCUGCACGGACUGGGACUGAGGUUACUUGCACUUGGCCAUCAUACUCCUUUUAUGCACAUUGGACCUGCGCAUAAUUACAGAACAACUGAAAUGGCGAAAGCCGCUGUCCGAGACGCGGGCUACGAAAUAUCCUUGGGGAACAUGCCCAAGUCCUUGGGAGUCAUGACUUUCAUCUUCANAGGAGAACACAUUGGACCUGCGCAUAAUUACAGAACAACUGAAAUGGCGAAAGCCGCUGUCCGAGACGCGGGCUACGAAAUAUCCUUGGGGAACAUGCCCAAGUCCUUGGGAGUCAUGACUUUCAUCUUCACCGGAUCCGGAAAUGUGUCUCAGGGUGCCCAGGAAGUGUUCCGGGAAUUGCCCAUUGAAAUGGUCUCACCCGAGAUUUUGCCGAAAGUCUGCUCUCAAGGCCAACCCAAUAAACUGUAUGGUUGUGAAGUGAGUCGACCGGAUCAUUACAAGAGGAAGAAUGGGGGGCGUUUUGACGCUGCGGAAUUUGCUGAGCACCCAGAGAGAUAUUAUUCAUCCUUCAGCAAAAGUAUUGCCCCUUACACCUCUGUGCUGAUCAACGGGAUUUACUGGGCAGUGGAGUCCCCGCGGUUGUUGACCAUCCCGGACGCCAAGCAACUCAGCGAGCCCGUCGUGGCGCCGUGGCUCGCGGCGUCCCCGGGAGCGCCGACGUUACCCCACCGCCUGGUCGCCAUCUGCGACAUCUCCGCGGAUCCCGGCGGCUCCAUCGAGUUCAUGACGGACUGCACCACGAUCGACAACCCGUUUUGCAUCUACGACCCCAGUCACCACACGACGCACUUCGACAGCUUCAAGGGCCCGGGUUUCCUCGUGUGCUCCAUCGACAACAUGCCGACGCAGUUGCCCCGAGAAGCCACGGACUUUUUCGGCGAGCUCUUGUUGCCGCACAUGUACAGCAUUUUGCAGUCGGAUGCCCGGAAGAGCAUGAAUGACACGCAUUUCUCGCCGGAAGUCACCUCUGCUGUGAUCACAAGCAAUGGGGAGCUAACCCCUGGAUACCAGUACAUUACUUCCCUGAGACAGAACAUAGCCCUGAAAUCAAGACAGAAGGUCAGUGGUGUGUCAAUGGCAGAACCAAGACAUAAGGUGCUGUUGCUUGGGGCAGGGUAUGUCAGUGGCCCAGUUGUGGAAUACCUGACAAGGGACAGAGGAGUCAAAGUCACAGUUGCCAGCACGUUGAAAGACGAAGCGGACUCGUUGGCCAACAGGUACCCGAACACGGUGCCCAUCUUGCUGGACGUGCAAGAAGCCUCGGAGUCCCUGAAUGCCGUUGUCAAAGAGCACGACAUCGUGGUUAGCGUACUGCCGUACCACCUGCACCCCGUGGUGGCCGAGUGCUGCAUCGAACACCGGCGAAACAUGGUCACGGCGUCUUACUGCUCGCCUGCCAUGCAAGAAUUGCACAACAAGUACAAGUUUUCCUGGAGUCCACGAGGAGUCCUGCUCAAUGCUCUCAGUGGGGCCAAAUAUGUCUUGGACGGGAAGGUCAUCGACGUGCCACCCGGAUCUCUGAUGAGCCAUGCUGAACCCGUUGGGUUCCUGCCGGGUUUUGCUCUGGAAGGAUACCCCAACAGGGACUCUCUCAUUUACAAAGACCUGUAUGGCAUUUCUGAAGCAAAGACAGUGUUGAGAGGCAGCCUGAGAUAUUCUGGCUAUUCGGAGACGAUGAACGCUUUGGUGAAGUUGGGCAUGAUCGAUUCCAAGAGUCAUCCUACUUUCCAUUCGCAAGGACCUGAGCUUUCUUGGCGCAAGUUUGUCUGUGCCCAAAUGGGGAAAAGUGAAGACACCUUUUUUGAGAAUGUCAAGAGGGACUUGGAAAAUGUGGUGGGUUCAGCCACAGCUGUGGAUGCCCUGGAACAACUUGGACUUCUUUCUGAUGACCCUGUUGUAAAAUUUGACACUCCUUUGGACACGCUUUCAAAUUAUUUGUCCAAGAGACUGAGACUGGGUGAGAAGAUCAUUCUUCAAUUGAAUGUUUUUUUUGCUCUGUAAUUUUUAAAUUGAAGAUCUGAAACUGUAAAGGCAUAAACCUGGUUUGCUAUGGUGAUGUUGGAGAGAAGGGCUACUCAGCCAUGGCCAAAACAGUUGGAUACCCUUCUGCAAUUGCCACAAAAAUGGUUCUAAACGGUG
Notodromas monacha is the source of this 2913-nucleotide messenger RNA. The record is from the annotation of a GenBank genome assembly. NCBI's taxonomy places the organism in Eukaryota, Metazoa, Arthropoda, Ostracoda, Podocopida, Cyprididae.